AUGAAGAAAAAGAUCAGGGUCGUAUUUGACUGUGCAGCUACAUUCCAGGGAACAUCGCUGAAUGCGCAGCUCCUACAGGGACCAGAUCUUACCAGCACACUGGUUGGAGUCAUGACAAGAUUCAGAAAGGAACCUGUUGUACUCAUGGCAGACAUUGAAGCCAUGUUUCAUCAGGUUCGAGUACCAGCUGAGGAUUCAGAUCUGUUGAGGUUUCUCUGGUGGCCAAAUGGAGAUCAUCAUCAGAACUUAGAAGAGCACAGAAUGGUUGCACAUCUGUUUGGAGCUACAUCGUCGCCAAGUUGUGCUAGUUUUGCCUUUAGAAAGUGUGCAGAGGACCAUCGGGAGCAGUUCAGCCCCAAAGUAAUCAACACUGUCCUGCACAAUUUCUAUGUUGAUGAUUGUCUAACAUCUGUGGUCUCAGAGGAGGAGGCAGUGGCACUCUAUCAUGACCUUUGUGCCCUUUGUGCUCAUGGGGGUUUUCAUCUCACAAAGUGGAUUAGCAACAGACGUACCGUGCUUGCUGCUAUACCUUCGAUAGAGAGAGCGAAAGAAGUUAAGGAUCUGGACUUGGAUAAUGACACACUCCCUGUGGAAAGAGUAUUGGGCGUACAGUGGUGUGUUGAGUCAGAUGUCUUUAAGUUCAAGAUCAUGAUCAAGGACAAACCCAUAACCAGAAGAGGGAUCCUUUCCAUGGUCAGCUCAAUCUUUGACCCAUUAGGAAUAUUGGCACCUGUGGUCCUAUCAGCCAAGAUGAUUCUUCAAGACUUGUGCAGAAGGGAACUUGGUUGGGAUGAUAUUAUACCAGCCUCAGCUGCACAAGAGUGGAAAAGUUGGCUGAAGGAGCUCUGCAAUCUCGAAGAGUUUAAAGUUGACAGAUGCCUAAAACCGGUGGAUUUUGGGGAAGUGACCUCUGCUCAGCUACACCACUUUGCAGAUGCAAGUGAAGACGGCUAUGGAACAGUGACUUACCUGUUAUUACAUAACAUCAAAGGACAAGUGCACUGUGUCUUCAUUAUGGGAAAAGCUAGAGUGGCCCCAUUGAAACCAAUAACCAUCCCUCGAAUGGAAUUGACGGCUGCCGUGGUUGCAAGUCGUAUGGACAAGAUGUGUAGGAAGGAGCUGCAAAUGCAACUUAAAGACUCCAUCUUUUGGACUGAUAGUACUUCCGUAUUAAAGUACAUCAGUAAUGAGACCUUAAGGUUUCGAACCUUCGUCGCAAACAGGGUUUCAAAAAUACGCAGCGUAUCAAAUCCAUCUCAGUGGAGAUAUGUUCCCACCGCAAGCAAUCCUGCCGACUGGGCUUCCAGGGGAGUCAAAGUGGAAACGCUCCUGAAAGAUGACACAUGGGUGUCUGGACCUCAGUUUCUCACUGGACCUGAAGAACAGUGGCCUGUGAACCCUGAUGGCUCUGAAAUGGCACCAGAAGACCCUGAGGUCAAGAUAAGUCUGAAUGUGAACGCUGUGCAGGUUGAAAAAGAGAUGGAUGCUGUAACCCGAUUGAUCAAUCACUUCUCUUCUUGGAUCCACCUGAAGAAGAUGGUUGGUUGGAUCCUCAGGUUGAAAAAGGAAGCAAUUGAGUCUGACUCUUGCUCAGUCUGGCUUGAAUAA
This is a messenger RNA of Trematomus bernacchii (emerald rockcod), 1608 nucleotides long. RefSeq lists its product as uncharacterized. The transcript has a single exon. The coding region runs from base 1 to 1608 and encodes 535 amino acids. The record is from RefSeq and is a predicted model, not a curated record. Lineage: Eukaryota; Metazoa; Chordata; Actinopteri; Perciformes; Nototheniidae.